GAUUAUGCCGAUGCAGCUAUAUGAGUUGCAGACGUAACACGAAGCCACCAUAACCCCAACCUUCUCCUGUGCCUCAUUUCUUGCUUCCGACCAUGUUCCCGUGCGGCGGAUCCAGCGUCGAAGUAGUGUCUCGGUUGCUGAAGCGUUUGGAAGAAACCAAAGGCCUCCUCGUCCCCGAUCCGAAGGGUGCUUCUUCCCAGGUUGUUGCUACGAAGAUCGACGAUAUCAAGAAAAAAAUGGAGGAGCUGAGAAAAGAGUUGCGGGAAUCCAAGGGCAAAGAAGACGCCGCCAUAAAUAAAUUUGCACUCGUCGCCAGGCAAGUCGACGAAUUGUUGGGACCGGAAAUCACCUUCAAGACGUCGAAUUCCUCGAAAACAGAGAGCCCACUCGAAAAGCUCGACAAAAUCAUUGCAAUACUCGAGAGUUCAGAGGAGAAGUCAAAGGAUUCGUCGGGUGAACAGGAAUCCAAGGCUGAGGGGAAGGAGGGCGAGGAAGAAAAAGUGCUCCCACUGGAGUGGCAGAUCCAAGAGAGCUCCGCUUGGGCGCACCUUUUGCUUGUGGUCGACAGCUUCGAGACUCAGCUGAAGCAUUGCCUCUUCUGCCUCACCGUCUUCCCGGCGAAAGCUAUCCUCAAGAAGAGGCUGCUGAUCCACUGGUGGAUGGGCGAGACAAUAGUGACGAGUUCUAGGGAAGGGAAGAAAUGCUUCGACCAACUCGUCUCCAAGGGCCUGAUCAUAACCAUCAAGAAGAAGCACUGUGACAAGGUGCACUACUUCAGGAUACAGUCGUGGAUUCGCAGGCUGUUGAUCACCGUCGCCAAGAGCAACGGCUUCCUCGAUUUCGACCGGGACGGCCGCCCCAGCAACGACUACUCCUGGAGUCGCCGUGCGUGCUUGCGCCUCGAACAAAACCCCAUCGGCGACGAUGCGGGACGUCGACUGCUCACCAUCUACAACGUCGACAAGCGCUACGUCGACUUCGAACCCACAUGGCUGGUCAACAAGGGCGAGAUGACCACAAUGCAGCUGGGGCGGUGGCAGGACUCGGACCAGAAGAACGAUAUCGUGGUCAAGAACGAGGAGUUCUUGAAGGGGCUCCAUAACUGCAAGAGCUUGCGGUACAUGAGCCUCAGAGGCGUAUCGAGGGUGGAAACGCUUCCCGACUCCAUCGGCAAGCUCACAAAGCUGGUGGUGUUGGACCUCCGGGCGUGCCACAAUCUGGAGAAGUUGCCUGAGGCGAUCGGGUCCGCCAAGAAGCUGCAGUACCUGGACGUGUCGGAGUGCUUCCGGCUCAACAAGAUGCCCAAGAGCAUCGCCAACCUCUCCGAUCUGGAAGUGCUCAAGGGGUUUUUACUGAUCAGUGGGCCUGAUGACAAACAUGUUUGUCAUCUCCAUCAGUUGGCCAAGCUGACCAAGUUGAGGAAGCUCAGCAUCAACAUAGCCAGUCGGAUCGCAGAAAAAGAGCUGGAGAAUGUGGGCGAGUUGAAGAAGAUCACCACCCUCAUCAUAACAUGGGCAGUGGUUACAGAGAAGAAGGAAGACUCUCAUUCCACCAGAGGUGAUGAGGCGUCCUCACAGGAGAAGAAACAACCAGGGACUGGUAAGGACUCAAUCGAAGAUCUCCCAUCGAAGUCCAAACAAUCAUCCGAUGCUGCUACUGCUGCCGCUGAUGCCGAUGAUCAUGAUGAUGGUGAAGAUGAUGUCAUCGAAAAGCGUCAGCUGCCACAUCCACCGGAGCAGAAACCAUCAGAAUCCGAUGUCCCGUACAAGAACGCCGAUCCAAGGAGCAAAGACGUUACUUUUGGUACUGAUGCCACUACGAAGAAAGUUCAACCAAUAUCCGACCAUGAGGCUCGCCCGACCACCGACGGACAAGCUUCGGGAGUGAAGUUACUGACGAAGAGAGAAACCAAGAAGAUUGCAGCGGAUCGUUUCCUUGAUCCCGCUAAGGUUACCCUUCCUAGUACGAUAGAGAAGCUGGAACUCCGGUGCUUCACCGAGGAGGAGUUCCCGCAGUGGAUUGAUCCCAGCAAAUUAGAAAACGUGAAGAAACUGUACCUGAGGGGAGGGAGGCUCCGAAGUCUAGGAGACGGCCGGGGGUGGAAGGUGGAGGUGCUGCGCCUGAGGCUCCUCAAUUAUCUGGAUCAUCCCAGCUGGGAGAACCUGACAACUUCGUUCCCAGGGCUCCGAUUCGUCGAGAAAUUAAACUGUGGGAAAAAAAGUUCAUCGCACAAGGAAUUAAGUUCUUGGCCUUGCAAUAAAGAAGGGUUUUGGUGCAAGGAGGAUGCCAAAAAGAGUGCUGAGGAUGAGCCGAAAGCCAUUAACUUGCCGCCACCGGAGACCGAUUGAUCAGUUGCUGUGC
Messenger RNA from Musa acuminata subsp. malaccensis (wild Malaysian banana), 2361 nucleotides. RefSeq lists its product as uncharacterized. Gene Ontology annotation, biological process: defense response to other organism. NCBI's taxonomy places the organism in Eukaryota, Viridiplantae, Streptophyta, Magnoliopsida, Zingiberales, Musaceae. The record is from RefSeq and is a predicted model, not a curated record.